This is a messenger RNA of Cercopithifilaria johnstoni, 1050 nucleotides long. Lineage: Eukaryota; Metazoa; Nematoda; Chromadorea; Rhabditida; Onchocercidae. The record is from the annotation of a GenBank genome assembly.
AUGUAUAACAAUCCGACUUGUGUUCAAUCAAAUACUACUGCUAAUACUACCAUUCCUACCAUACUUUCUGAUUAUUCCACUUAUAUCCCCUACUCUAUCAAUCCCAUCAAUGAUCGUACCUUAGUGAAUUCCUAUUAUGAUGGAAUACAUCCAAGUCAAAAUUCAGCUUGCCGAAGUUACUCACAACUUGAUAUCACUCCUGCACUUUAUCAACGAUCUAGAACUGUACCAACACGAACUGUACCACCAAAAAUCCACAAAAUGAUGCAUAUCAAGCGAAAUCGUGAUUAUGUAGCCGAUCCAUAUUUCUUUGACACAAGAGAAUAUAGAAGCUAUUCUGGUCCUUGGAAGGAUGUUAGAAAGUGGCCAAUGUAUCGAAAAAGGAAAGGACCUUUUGGCCGAAUACAAACAUAUAAGGAAUCAGAAUUUGGUGGCAGUCCAAUCGAUCGACAACCUCGUUACUAUCAUGGAUUGUACAGAGUGCAAUUGGAUAUGCAACCUGCAGCAUUAAGACGAAUACGACCGUAUUAUACGCCAAGUUAUGCAACCUAUCCGCCAAGUAUCAUGAAUGCGGUAAAAACAAAGGAUGAAAAGUAUGACCAACGAUAUUCCAUAAUAAUGAGAAUUAUUAUUAAAGUAAUUGAAUUGUUGCUUGGAGCUGCCACAGUAGGACUUAUAGUUGCUCCAAUGCGCGAAAUGUCCAUUUACGCAUUUGUCAAAAUGACACAAACCGAAUGGCAAGGUUUAAUACUUAGUAUUGCUGCAUCUUUCUCAGCUUUAUGUCUCAUUAUGUUAUUUGGUGUUUGUUUGGGUUAUCGAUAUAUGUUUUGGCGAAGAUUUGACAAUCUGAUCAGCUUAGUUGGUUCAUUUGGUUAUUUAUUUAUUGGAGCUAUAGAAGCAUAUUAUGCAGCAUGUCCUAAUGGUGAAAAAAUUGAUUUAGUUUGUUAUAGGCUAGAAUGGAUUAUUGCAAGUGCGCUAAUAUUCAUCAAUGUUAUUGUAUAUAUUAUCGAUUACGUGCUAUCAUUUCGAACAGGAAUUAGCAUAUUGUGA